AUGGAUAUAGAUAAAUCAUCUUUUCCUUCGCGUCUUCUUGACGUCCUUGAGGCUAUCGCAGAAGCACAUUUUGUGUCUUUCGAUCUCGAACUUUCCGGCGUACCUGUCAAGGGACAAGCAAAGGAAAAGCCUGGCAAACCCUCACUGCAGGAGCGCUACCUCGAAACCAAGAAGGCUGCCGAGCAGUAUCAGAUCUUACAGAUUGGCCUCACAUGCGUUAAGGACGAUGUGCUUGAAGGCACCUACGUCUGCAAGCCUUUCAACUUCAACCUCAGUCCGAUCCUUGAGGAGCGACUGGAUGUUGAUCGCACCUUUUCUUUUCAUAGUGGAGCUGCUGAGUUCCUGCUUGGAGUCGGAUUUAAGUUUGAUCUUCCUUUCACCUCUGGAGUCCCAUACUUGUCCAGGGAUGAAGCUCAACUAGCAGAAGAGAGAGCAGCCGCAAGGAACGACAAGUCAUCUUUCACCGAUAUCGAGAUCAAGCCAGAAGACGUGCAAGCUCUGGAGUUUCUCAGAAGGGUUCGAUCUGAGGUUGAUGACUGGCUCAAGACCGGAAAGCCGAGUGCGCACUCUGUUGUUAUCGGUCCCUUGGACACUAAUGAGAACGCCAACCCUGAGCUGAAUCGUUUCGAGAGACGGUUGGUGCACCAGAUCGUGCGUGCAGAGUACCCCGAUCUUGUUAGCAUACCCAACAAAGGCCUGGUCCGUGUCUCUAGACUUGAUCCCGAACGCGAGGAGUACAUUAAGGCUCAGCGCAAGCGGGAGGUUCAUGACCGGAUCGUUCGCCAAACAGGAUUCAGAUGGAUUGUGGAAGCUCUUUGUGGCAAUGCUCCUGAAGGCAUCGACGUCCGAUCAUUUGCCACAACUCCAGGAGGUGUUCCUGGGUUUGUCGACCUCGACCAGUUGAAGUCACGAUUCAAUCGCGCUAAGCACAUGAUUCGCAACAAGAAGACGGCUCUUUUCGGUCAUAACCUCUUCCUCGACCUAAUCUACUUCUACAGGACUUUCAUCGGAGCAUUGCCGGACACUGUGGAUGAGUUCGCCAGCUUAAUCCACGAGCUCUUCCCGAUCAUUGUUGACACGAAAUACAUGGCCACUCACAAUUGUGGAGACAUCAAUCCUCAGUCCUCCCUCGAGCAAAUAGCAGAGAAGCUUUCAGAACAACAAAAGCCUAGCGUCGUUACACACAAAGAUUACAACAAGUACACCGAUACUACGGCAUUCCACGAGGCUGGCUACGACAGCAUGCUCACAGCUGAAGUUGGUGUGCGUCUUUCAGCAAAACUCGAGCUCGCGGGAAAUUAUGAUCACGAUGAGCUACAGAACACAAUCCCGCCCACACCGCCAGAUGUUGACGGUGGUGGUGUCCAACUCGACACCAACACGCCUUCUGUAAUCAAUUCAGCGAUUGACAGUGUCAAAGGCCUCCUUCAGGCACCCCUGAAAGUUUUAGGAGGGCAGACAACCACAUCAAACCAGCAAAACAACCAGAUAGCAGACCAAUUAACACCGGAAGAUUCACUAGGCGAGCAAACCACCGAGCUAGAAAUAACCGAAAAUGAAUCGGGCACAGCGAGCAGAAACUCCAAGAAGAAGAAAAAGAAGAAGAACAAGAAGUCAAAGGCCACUACCCCUGCACCUCCAGCACAUCAAGGCGGUCGCUUUGCUCACGCCACAGCUUUCGAUCAACUUCAAGAUACCGUUGACGUUUCUGAGGAAGAUGAAGUGAAGACACCAGAGGUUCUCGAGUUUGACGCUUUGCCCUCUGAAGACGCACAUGCAUCUGAUCCUGUGGUUGCAGACACAGACGGUAUCUCAGACUCUCGUGCGGGAGCAGCUUGGGACACUAUUCCCGUGCUGGCAGCAGAGAACGCGGAUUGGGAGAGNCGCGAAGUUGGCACUGUGAUGCCAUCUUUCGACUCCGGCUUCUGGAAGGUCUAUGGUAACAAACUACGUGUCUUUGGCACACAGGAGGGAGUUGCCGUUUUGGAUUGA
This is a messenger RNA of Aureobasidium musti, 1992 nucleotides long. The record is from the annotation of a GenBank genome assembly. Lineage: Eukaryota; Fungi; Ascomycota; Dothideomycetes; Dothideales; Saccotheciaceae.